Molecule: messenger RNA, 1273 nt
Organism: Sesamum indicum (sesame)
Lineage: Eukaryota; Viridiplantae; Streptophyta; Magnoliopsida; Lamiales; Pedaliaceae
Product: homeobox-leucine zipper protein ATHB-13
Biological process (GO): positive regulation of DNA-templated transcription
Cellular component (GO): nucleus
Molecular function (GO): DNA-binding transcription factor activity, RNA polymerase II-specific; sequence-specific DNA binding
Source: RefSeq, a predicted model, not a curated record
AUAUCUUGAUUUGUUUCUAAGUCCCUUCUUUUUUUUCACAAAUAUAUUCUGCUCUCUCUCUCUCUCUCUCUCUAUAUAUAUAUAUAUAUAUACAUAUACAUAUAUUGUUUAAUCCGGAAAUUUUCAAUCUGAUCUCUUUCUGGUGCAAAACAAAGAUGAUGAGUGGUAGUGGGGGAUGAGCAGCAAGCAUCUGCAGGUGGAGUAAAGAGAGUAUAGUCUGAUGACUUGUGAAAUGGCCUUCUUCCACUCCAAUUUCAUGCUGCAAACUCCUCCUCAUCAAGAAGAUCAUGAUCAGAAUCACCCCUCUACAUCUCUACCCCCAAUUAGUCUUCCUUCUUGCACUCCCCAAGAAUUUCAUGGAGGUGUGGCUUCUCUACUAGCUGGGAAGAGAUCAUCCAUGUCUUUCUCCACCGGCAUCGACGUCUGCGAAGAUCAUAUGAACAAUCAUAAUCAUGGGGAAGAUGAAUUAUCAGACGAUGGAUCGCAGGUCGGGGAGAAGAAGAGGAGGCUUAACAUGGAGCAAGUGAAAACACUGGAAAAGAAUUUCGAAUUGGGGAACAAGCUUGAGCCCGAAAGGAAAAUGCAGCUGGCCCGGGCACUCGGGCUGCAGCCCAGACAGAUCGCCAUUUGGUUUCAGAACAGGAGGGCUAGAUGGAAGACUAAACAACUGGAGAAAGAUUAUGAUCUCCUCAAGAGACAGUUUGAAGCUGUCAAGGCAGAAAAUGAUGCCCUUCAGGCCCACAACCACAAACUUCAUGCUGAGAUAUUGGCACUGAAGAGUAGGGAACCAACAGAAUCCAUAAAUCUGAACAAAGAAACAGAAGGUUCAUGCAGUAACAGAAGUGAAAACAGCUCGGAAAUAAAGCUGGAUAUUUCAACGACGACUCCAGCAGCCACCUGCACUGAGAGCCCAUUAUCAACACAUCCCAUUCCCAGGGCCCUCUUCCCGUCGACGUCUUCACUCAGCAGGCCCGGUGGAGUAGUAGCGCACCAGCUAUUCCACAAUUCUUCUUCCAGGCCCGAAAUUCAUCACUGCCCGAAAAUGGACCAAACUGUUAAGGAAGAAAGCUUGUGCAACAUGUUCGUUGGCAUGGAUGAUCAGACAGGAUUUUGGCCCUGGCUAGAGCAACAAAAUUUCAAUUAAAUCAAAAAAUUAUUACUAUUUUUAUAAAUUGGCGAUCAAACUAUAUCUGAUGGGAGUAAGAAUAUUCAUGGAUGAUGAAGUUAGCAAUGUUUAAUUUAUGAGUUAAUGAAUUAUAAAUUAGUUCCUCCU